CUCUUAACUUGACUGGAAAUAAUGCCGGUGGUCAAGAUGUGAUGAUAAAACGAUGUGAAGUUUUUGAGAGCAAAUCAAUAUGGCCCUCAAAUUGGGGAAAUGCAGACUCUGUCUGAAGCUUGGAGAUUUCUACUCCAUAUUCACCGUCGAUAAUGCUGUUCAGUUGGCCGAGAUGGUGAUGGAAUGUGCGCAAAUAAAAGUGUUUGAAGGUGAUGGGCUACCAGAUAAGAUUUGUUCGGAAUGCAUUCAGAAAUUAAGCAGCGCGUACAUAUUCAAGCAGCAGUGUGAACGGUCUGACCAAGAACUAAGACGGAACUAUGUCCCGCCACCAGGAUUCAGUGACACUCCCCCGCCGACCAACAGACAAAGCAGUGAUUCUGCAUUCUCGGGACACACCGACAACUCCAGUCAAGCCAAACCGUCUUCGUCGACUGACGGCAAAACACCGACCAACCGUAACCGUAAACGCAGUCAUGGCAGUAUUGACAAUGUCUCAGUCACAAGUCGAACGCACGACAGACCCAGCAGUACCAAACGGGUUGAAGAGCUUAGAAAAUCUCAGAAAAGGGCCAGGCACCAGUCAGAGAAUACCGAUUCCGAUUUCGACUACAGUGCCUCUCAGUUCUCGGCCGAAACUGACUCCGAUGAGCCUCUGAUGAAACCAGAAUAUAAGUGCGAUAAAUGUGACAAGACAUUCAAAUCCAUCAAGAGUCGCUCGGCGCACAUGAAAAUACAUAGCGGCGAAAAACCUACAUAUCUUGCUGCAAAUGCCGUUGUCAAUAUUCCAAGGAAGCAUUUAGAGGACGCUUCAGACUCGGACAACAAAUUAAAUUGCGAGAAAUGUGGAAAAACAUUUAAAUUAAAAAUUAUGCUGAAGCGGCAUUUAGAGUCAUGCGACACUUCUCCACACCAGUACCAGCUAAAUAAAUUUGAAAAAUCACCCCAGAAAGAACUGUUAGUGUCAUUGGAACCGAUUGAUAUGCUGCAAGUGCGGAGACUGGAUUGUGAGAUAUGCACUACGAAAUUCAAAACCCUUGACAACUUACGCAAACACAUGCGUGUAGUGCAUGCCGCUGUACUCAAAAGGGAUCACGCUGACUCAGAUGUUGAACAGGAGAAUGGGAUAACCUCUGUUCCCUGUUUAUAUUGCCACAAACAGUUUCUAGAUUAUUACGCACAUGGUGAACAUUUUAGCAAAUGCCCACAAAAGAAAGAGAUGGACAGUUACAAAUGUCCUAUAUGUCACAAAGUUUUAACAAAAACCUGUGCAUAUAUUAUUCAUUUAAGAAGUAUGCACUUUGGACAGCCGUUAUUGAACCAAUCAAUGGAAGAGACAUCAUACCCAGAGGUUUUUGAAUGUCGCAUGUGUAGUAAGAAAUUAGCAAGUCAAGAAUUGCUUAUUACACAUUUAGCUACUCACAUGUCUAAUAUAGAAGAAAACGCCGCUAUGGAUAAUGACUCUAGACCCAGUACACCAGAUGGUGCAAUAUCUGUUCAUUCAUCAUACAGCAACACAUAUGCACCAAAGGGUCCACUGAAUUGCAAACUAUGUGACAAGUCAUUUAAAUAUAAAAAAGCUCUAGAAACACAUGAAAUGAAACAUACAACUGGAGCGAUAGAAAUAAAAGUAGAGCCACCUGACAAGACAGCGUCAACGAGUCUAUUGUCUGAGUCUCGGGGACAAUUGCCACACGCUGAUGAAUCCGAGUCAGAGUCUAGUCAUGAUGAAGGCGAGGAUAACACGUGCGAUAUCUGCGAAAAGCAGUUUUCUUACAAACGUUUGCUGCUGCAGCAUAAACGAACGAAGCACAACAUGAGUUCCGGUACGAAACGAGCGAAGAUUACCUUGAAGGACUGCUUGGUCCGUUGCUUGAUAUGCGACCUUGAAAUGAAAGUGAGCGCAAUCAACGAGCACAACCAGAAGCAUAUAUCAGUUAAUAUAAAGCCAAGGAACAUGUACACAUGUGGUGUACCCGAUUGCGGAGAGAAAUUUAAGAGUUGUAGCGCAUUGGCGAAUCACAUAAAAUUAGUACACAGGCUGAAGCAACAGCCCAAACAGUCACAGAAGCUCCCAAGGCUAGAGGGUGGGACAGAUCUGGCGGAUUUUUGCGAAGUCGUUGUGACUAAAACGGAACCCCUGGAUACGCUCCAGAGUCACAACGGCUUUGGGGAGGUUCCAAUUAACAAUGGCGGUGAGCAAGCAUCCAGUCCGCUGGUCAAUAUGAAUGGGUUCACAUGCACAAUAUGUGGGAAGGUGAUGGCCACACUGGUAUCGCUAAAGCGACAUGUCAACUGGCAUACCAAUGUUGGGAACAAUAUAGAGAAAUCAAUUGAGUGCUUCGUUUGUAAGGAGAAAUUUCGAUUCCAGUGUCACUACAAACUUCAUAUGCGCGAACAUUAUCGUGACACCAACCUGGAUCCAAAACUACUUACUUGUACUAUUUGCAACCGUAAGAGUAAGCAUUUAAGGGCGGCACAAGCUCACAUGAAUUACCACAAACAAACUCGGUUCAAGAACAAGGACUAUCAGUGUUCUAUAUGCAAAAGAGUAUUCCAGUUUAGGAAGGUGUAUCUCUCCCACAUGGCCAUCCACUAUAAGCGAGGUGAGAGUGUCCAAAACACAAUUGUAGGGGACGUAACACCAAACAACAUUGACAGGACUAUCUUUGAUGGCACACAUACAUGCCACCUUUGCAACAAAGUGUGUGACUCAGAGACAUCACUAAAACAUCACAUUAUAUGGCAUAAAUCGAAAACAUCUCUUUUUGGGGCUCGACACGAAUGCUAUAUUUGCCAAUUAGUCUUCACAAAUAAAAGGCGAUUGGAAUUACACAUCAGAAGUCACUAUGAGGAUGAUAAUGGUCCAUAUAAAUGUCAAAUUUGUGGUAAGGGCUACAUAGAUGAGGAAUACUUCAAAAGGCAUCUCAAAGGUCACAAUUUUGACCAUCAAUCGCACAAGAAGAGAAUUGAAAAGCUCAGGAAAGACAAAGUGAAAUGUCCUAUUUGUGCACGUUACUACCCAGAUUUGGUGAAACUGAUUCGCCAUUUACGGCGUACUCAUCCAGAGAGCAAGAUGAUCAAGGAAGACCCUGAUGCACCACCACCCAUGUAUUAUUCUUGCAAAUUAUGUGCAAAGGUAUUCUUGGAUGAAAGAAGACUACAACACCAUGAGGAAGCCCAUUUGCGGAAGCCAGAAUUCUUCAAAUGCAAAUUCUGUGGUAAGAAAACUAUCUCCCUUAAAAGUCACAGAGUUCACAUCAAGGCACACUUGUGUGAAAAACAUUUGGACAAUCCACUGCAGUGUCCUCACUGUGAAGAGACAUUUAUUAAGGGGUAUGGUCUCCAUCACCAUUUACGGGACGUGCACGGUAUCGAGGAAACUUGGAUCGCCGAGCGCCAAGAGCAAACAUUAGAUGGGCCGCUGCAAGAAUUUCAAUGUUCUAUAUGCUUUAAAAUAUUAGCCAGUAAAGGAAAUUUUGAGAGACAUAUUGACUAUCAUAACUCUUUAAGAUGUAACUACUGUUUUGAAUACUUCAGCACACAUCGAUUCCUUGAAGGUCAUUUAUCGUUCAGUUGCGAAAAGAAAAAAAUAAUAGGGGACUGUGAAAUUUAUCCCAAAAAAGUGAAGUGCCAUGUUUGUUACAAGGCCUUCCAUUUGCAAGUCAAGUUAGAUUGCCACUUACGGACUCAACACAACAUCAAAGUAAACAAGGAAGCAUCUUUGGGCAGAAAAGACAUAGUGUGCGAUUAUUGCUUCCGCGCGUUCGAAAACGAGGACGCGCUAACUACUCACAAACUGUAUCACCGUACGAUUGGGUAUUAUGGUUGCAUUUACUGUAAAAGAAAAUUCAAUACUUUGACAGUCUAUCGAAAGCAUAAGAAUUACCAUUACGCUCAGCUAAAUGUAGACAAUCCGACCAAGUGUGAACACUGUGAUGAGACAUUUGUAGCAUUCAGAGAGAUGAUAUACCACAUGCGAGACGAGCACGGCGACAACAAGGAAUGGAUAGUACUGCCCAAGGAGUCUAUUGAAGAGAAAUGUCCCAUUUGCAACAAAAUAUUCUACAAUUUACACAAACAUCUUACUUACCAUGAGGAGAACAGAUGCAAAAAGUGUGGCGAAUAUUUCUACUCAAGAGUCGACUAUGAUAAUCACUUGUGUGCUAUCGAAAGCGACGAUGACGGAGUGGAAAUCGUCGAUGGCACUGUCCAGCCAAAGUAUGAAGAGUGCCGGUUUUGCUUUAAGCCUGUAACAAGGAAGAACAGCAAACGUCUUCACAAUCAGAUACACCAAGUAUCUGGCGCAAUCUCAUGCCGUUUCUGCUUGCUGAAGUUCAAGACGAUGGAAGCGUUCAAUAUUCACGCAUUUUCGCACAGAAGUCGCAAGUACAACAAGAAGCCCAUAAAAUGUAGAAAAUGUGGCGAGAAGUUCGUUAAAUAUGGUUUAUUUAUAAGACAUAUGAAAAAUGAACAUAAGUCAUUGAAGAAGAUGCAUUAUCGCGCAGUUGUGAAGGCUGAGCGGUGUGUCGUCUGCGGCGAGGACUUUCCGAACCUUCACAAUCAUUACCGAGCACAUUUGCAGAACCAUUGUCUAAGUUGCAAUAAAUAUUUCACUUCAAUGAAAUUAUUCACUCAGCACGCGUGCGACAAAGAAGAUUCUGAUCCAUCAAAAGUGUUUACUUGUGAUGAAGAUCUAGUCGCUCUUAUUAAUUCUUAUGUUCCUAAAGAUGAGAAAGACGACGAGAAGUAUUAUGGAUACAACGACGACGAAGAAGAGGAAGAACAAUUAGAAGAGAAUAAGUCUCAGCAGGUUGAGAGUGAACCAAUUGAUGAAGAAGAACAUAAAGAUGUGAAAAUUUUUACUGAAUCUCAAGACGAGGAGAGCCAAGACGAGAGAAUAUUGCAUGAUAUGGUACAGUCGCCUAUAAUAUCGGAUGUACUCUCACUGUAUCAGAAAAAGGAAGAUGAUAAUGACUGUGUAGUAGUAAAUUUAACAGACGAUGACUCUGUGGAUAUGGACGUAAGUGUUCCUGUCAUUACAAUUGAUGAUGAUUGAUAGAAAACAAUUAAUUCAAUAGUUCUGUAUGUGUGUAAAGACUAUUUUUAAAUAGCUAGUAGGUAAGUAAGUAGGAAGAGAUAGAUAACAAAUUUAUAUUUAUAGUUAUUGUUUUAUAUUGAUUUGCAACUAUGGUGUACUGUAAUAUAAGAAUAUAAAUUCUCGAUUUAUGUCCUUUAUUAUAAAACAAUUAUGUAAGUAUAUAGAGUAAUGGUAAAUGUGAUUGGACGAGAUAAACAGAAAGCGGGGUCUGGGUGACACUCGUCGUAAGAUCGUUCAUCUAAUAAUAUUACGUUUGAAAAUCUUUGGAAGCAUAUAUAUUUCGGCUUCAAAGAAGUUUAUUCCAAAGUAAAUUUUAUUCAUAAUGUUAGAUCAUUAUCUGGCACUUUUACUUAUUGUACCCCGGGGUAAAAUAAAAAGCAUUAUGUGUGGUAGGCCUCCUAGCAGCCGCUAGUAUGCAUUUCUUCGUACUUGUAAGAAUUUAAUUAUGUGAAUAAAAAGUAAUAUAGACCAAUAAGUUAUGAAUAUACAGGUGAGUCUUAAAGGUUAGAUAGAGCAUGAAGCCUAGUAUAUUUGUGAAAAUAAACCACUUUCACCCAGAAAGAAAGUAGAAAUUUAUGCAUAUAAUAAAAAUGUAACCAAACACUGUAACACAUACUUACUUUCUCAGAAUGAGAAAUGUAUUGCAGUAUUUUAACAACGUAAUAGAAUUAAUGAUUAGAAUUAUGGCGUACGUGAGAGUACGUAUUAGUACGUUUGUGUGCGCCAAUUUCUUAAGUCCUAACAAAUUUAGCUGCAGCGUUUACUAAUGUAUUGUGGUACAUUAUAUGUUCACAUAAAAUUUUGUGUUUGUUUUAUUAAAAUCAGUUUACAAACAAAAGUUGUUCGGCUGUGAAGUAGCGGGCGAGGCCAAUAUUAUUUUUUUAAAAUCAGCGCACUGAUUUUAAAAAAAGGAUAUUGGUAUAGGUUUUGCGCUUUGAUUUUUUUUACAUAGGUGGUUCAGUUCCAUGAAUAUGGACACUGAAUUUCGGCUUGGUGUGCCCUUUAAGACUAAACCAAGUAUUGUAUGUAUCAGUAUAUGUUUGUAUAAGAUUACGACAUGAAUCUGUGUAUAUAAUAAUUAAGCUUUAUUAAUAGACAAGGAAUUUCACCAGCUAAUAGGCUGCCAUAUGUGUAACAUAUGUUAUUAUGCCAUAAUUAUGUUUCAAUGAUUAAAAUACUAAUGUACUUUGAUUUAUAAUUAGUUGAAUGGUGAAUAAAUUUAAUGUUUUUUGUAUUUGUAAUUUUUGUUAAUUGUUUUCUGUGUCGAUAUUAGAAUUAGGUAUCGGGGCAUCUUUGAUUCUACUAGCAGGCCUAUAUAGUCGUAUGUACAUAUUAGUUGGUCUCAUGGUCAAUGUACAAAAUUGCGCAUCUAAGACAUCUAUUACAUGUUUAUGUAAUUUUGGCCAGCAACGGUUCUGUAAUAAAAACAUGUAUCUAAUCAUAAAUCUGAUGCGAAAACUAAGUGGCCAGUAAUUUUGGUACUUUGCAGUGUUGCAACUUAAGCCUUGCAUCCAAAAGGGCAUCGUUCAAUAUACAAAUAAAACCAUGCAUAAAUUUUGUGUUUUUUAG
Achroia grisella is the source of this 6667-nucleotide messenger RNA. RefSeq names its product zinc finger protein 91-like. The transcript has 6 exons. Lineage: Eukaryota; Metazoa; Arthropoda; Insecta; Lepidoptera; Pyralidae. The record is from RefSeq and is a predicted model, not a curated record. Bases 80 to 5056 code for a protein of 1658 amino acids. Gene Ontology annotation, cellular component: nucleus. Gene Ontology annotation, biological process: regulation of transcription by RNA polymerase II. Gene Ontology annotation, molecular function: DNA-binding transcription factor activity, RNA polymerase II-specific; zinc ion binding; RNA polymerase II transcription regulatory region sequence-specific DNA binding.